Molecule: messenger RNA, 3906 nt
Organism: Diospyros lotus (date-plum)
Lineage: Eukaryota; Viridiplantae; Streptophyta; Magnoliopsida; Ericales; Ebenaceae
Product: protein FAR1-RELATED SEQUENCE 6-like
Exons: 3
Coding region: 457-2472 (671 amino acids)
Biological process (GO): regulation of DNA-templated transcription
Molecular function (GO): zinc ion binding
Source: RefSeq, a predicted model, not a curated record
GAUGGAGAGUCCGUCAAACCCUGUGUGAGACUACGCAUUUCCCUCAACAACCAGAAACCGUCGCGAAUCCGGCCGCCGAUUGGGCUCCGCCGCCAAUUCGACUCAGUCGACAAUCGUAAGAUCGCUCGAAACUUGACCUCCUUAAACUAAUUGAACGAUUGAAUUCCUCCUUUGUCGAGUUCAAUUCGUGUUUCGCUUGCCUAGAAUUUUGACCCAGGUUUCUUCAACUCGUAUGUGUAAUUCGGAUGUACAGACACAGUUACGAGUCCUUAGUGUUGCAGAUAAAUGGGGUUUCAGGAGUUUAAGGAUCCUUUUUCCGGUGAUUUACCUUGGCCCUGUUAUAGUGCUUAAAGCUGCCAGAGUUUCAGAGCUUCCUGUUUGAUUGGAUAAUAUAUUGGGUUGAAUAUGUUCUAAAACGAUCUGGUCAAAUGUAAAAUCCGUAAAGGAUCCAUAGAGAUGGAAGUGGUUUGUCUCAAUAGUGAGCCAGUGUUUGAUGAAGGUGAUGACUACGAAGAUGGAGACAGCUCCCUGAUGGGAAAUGAUACUGAAAUUGGUGAAACACAGUUAAAGAGGGCAUGCUCGCUGCCUACUGUAGGCCUGGAGUUUGAAUCUUUUGAUGAGGCAUAUGAUUUUUACAAUGUCUAUGCCAAGGAGCAAGGUUUUGGCAUCAGAGUCAGCAAUUCAUGGUUUAGAUCAAAGAGAAAAGAAAGAUAUAGGGCGAAACUUAGCUGCAGUAGUGCAGGGUUCAAGAAAAAGAGCACAGCAAACCAUCCCAGGCCAGAAACAAGGACUGGUUGUCCUGCCAUGGUUGUCAUUAAGCUUGUUGAAUCUAAAAGGUGGAGAAUAGUUGAAGUUGAACUUGGACACAAUCAUCCCGUGUGUCCAGACACUAAACGAUUUUACAAGUCCCACAAGAAGAUGAUGCUUGCAGCCCAAAAGGCCGAGCAGUCUGAACCUAUCAAGGAAAUACAUACCAUAAAGUUGUAUCGAACUUCUGCUGUGGAUGCUGUCUGUGAUGGAAAUUCUAGUAUUGAUGAAAGAGAAGGUAGAAAUCCAGCUAAUUACUCUAAGCAUCUGGAACUUAAAGAAGGAGAUGCACAUGCAGUUUACAACUACUUCUGUCGUAUGAAGUUGACAAAUCCAAAUUUCUUUUAUUUGAUGGAUCUUGACAGAGAAGGACGACUUAGAAAUGUAUUCUGGGCCGAUGCCAGAUCCAGGGCUGCAUAUGACUACUUCAGUGACACAAUUGCAAUAGACACGACAUGCCUGGCAAAUAAAUUUGAAAUCCCUCUUAUUUCAUUUGUUGGAGUAAACCAUCACGGGCAGUCCAUUUUGUUAGGUUGUGGCUUCCUUGGACAUGAAUCGGUGGACUAUUUUGUCUGGAUUUUCAGGGCUUGGCAUACAUGUAUGCUAGGACGUCCUCCACAGGUUAUUAUUACUGAUCAGUCUAAGCCUCUGCAAGAUGCAGUUUCAAUGGUCUUCCCAGGAGCACGUCAUUGUUAUUGUUUAUGGUACAUUAUGCAACGAGUUCCUGAGAAGUUGGGAGGACUGAAGGGCUUUGAAGCAAUCAAAAGACAAUUGAGUAAAGCAGUUUACGAUUCCUUAAAAGUAGCUGAAUUUGAAACUUAUUGGAGUGAUAUGAUUGAAAGACAUGGGCUUGGGGAUAAUAAAUGGCUCCAAGCUUUGUAUGAAGAUCGGCAAAGAUGGGUUCCAGUUUACUUAAAAGACAAAAAUGACAUUCCUUUUGCAGGAAUGGUACCUACCAAGGAAUGCGAGGGCUUGACUGCAUUUUUUGAUUGUCAUGUACAUAAGCAUACAUCAUUUAAGGAAUUUGUAGAUAAAUAUGAUUUAGCUCUCAUAAGGAAGCACCUCAAAGAAGCUAUGGGGGAUUUGGAGUCGAGAAAUUCAAGCUUUGAAUUGAAAACAAGAUGUAACUUUGAGUUGCAGCUCUCUAAGGUGUAUACCAAGGAAAUCUUCAAGAAGUUCCAAUAUGAGGUUGAGGGGAUGUACUCCUGCUUCAAUACCAGGCAGCUGAAUGCCUAUGGGCCAAUAGUAACGUAUAUUGUGAAAGAACGAAUUGAAGUUGAGGGGAGAGAGAAGGAGGUUAGGUAUUAUGAGGUUUUGUAUGAGACAACCCAAGUGGAUAUCCGCUGCAUUUGCAGUUUAUUCAACUUCAAAGGUUAUUUAUGCAGGCAUGCUUUAAAUGUCCUUAAUUACAAUGGUGUGGAAGAAAUCCCUUCGAGAUACAUUCUACCACGUUGGUGUAAGGAUUUUAAGCGCAGAUAUCCUCUUGAUAGUGGCACUGUUGAUAUUGAUGUAAAAAACCCAGUGCAGUGGUAUAAUAAUCUGUAUAGACGUGUCAUUCAAAUUGUGGAAGAAGGGUCACAGUCUCGAGAACAUUAUAAGGUUGCCUUGCGAGGAUUAGAGGAGUUGUGCAACAAGUUGGGUCUUGUAGACAACAACCUACUGUGAUGGUAACAUUAAUGUGCUCAGCACAUAUGUCUAGUAAUAAUAUUGCCUAAUUGUGUUAUAAUGAUGUUUGAUGGUUAUGCCCCUUUCAAUUUUGUUACUAUACCUCAAGGUAUAGUGGUUCCAAAUGCUGAUUGGGAACAUAUACAUGAUACAUCUGGUUAGGAGUUAUGCUAGUGGCAAAAGAUAGAAACUAGAUUUAAAGACUAUACCAUGUUAUAACAUCCUUCCAGCUAAUGAAAGUAGGGUGCAAGGGAUAUAGCUUGACCAAUUUUACUAGGAAAACAGUUGCGAAAAGAAGCAUUUCUUUGUUUCUAUUAUCAUCAUUUUGUAAUCCUGCACAAAACCUGUUUCUGAGCCAAUUCUUUUAGCGCAAGUUUGUGUAAAAUUGUCUUCCGAGUUUCUGGUAACACCCAUUUGUCCUAGUACCAAGUCCUAGUAACAUAAACAUUGAUGCGAUACUUGUUAAACUAUAGCCAGCAAUGUGAUACUUGUUAAAAUAUAGCCAGCAGUGAUCUGAUCAAUGCAGUUAUCAUUCAUAUAUCUUCAACAUAAUUGUUCUAUAUUUGUCUGCCUUCAUCAUUAUGUUGCUGUUAUUCCAUGAUUUGUGGACACAUGUUUGGCAUACUUUUCAACCUAUCAGCUUUCAGGUUGCCUACCUUAUGUUUGUAUUCCCAGAUUGGUGAUGUUCAAUUAUUCUGCUACUCCGCAUUAGCUUUCAAGGUGCUGCAUACUUUUCAAUUGUAAGGUUGCUAUAUUGUGAAGGAAAGGUCAUAGGUUUAAAUUGUGGAAAAAGCCUCUUUGCAAAAAGAAAGGAGAAGACUGCUUCCAAAUAGGAUCGUCCUCUGAGCUUUGAAAAGCAGGGGACUUAGCACACUGGGGUGCCCUUUUUUAAGCCCUACAGGAGCAAAAAGUUCCCUCAGCUCCCUGCAAUAGUUUCUUGCUGUCCUCUCUCAGAGGCUAAUAAUUGUUUGCUGUCUCACUUGAUGCGACCUUUGAAUUUAUUUUCUUGUUCUUUUUCUAACCCUCUUUUCUUCAUUGACCAAUUCAUUAUAUUGGGAGAGACUGAUGGAGAAGAGCAAAAGAGUGAAACAUAGUGUCAUAUGAACCCCAGGUGACAUCGAGCUAGUUGCAGUUGGAGGGUCAAGCAUUGUGGAUGCUGAGUCAUGAGGAAACAGGGCAGAUCCGAGAGAUUUAGUAAGUCAGUCUGAGAACCCUUUCUUCUUCUUCUUCUUCUUCUCGCUUGGGAGUUGAACUUAUGGACUGGUCCUGGUUUUAGGUAUCUAUUCAGUGGAUAUAUUUAGCAGUUAUGUAGCUCUCCAUAAGCUGGGGCGUGAUUCUUCUUCUGGCUCUAGGUACCUUGUAAUCCUUGACAGGGAGCAGUUGUUUCACAGAAUUGAACAAUAUGAUCAGAGUAAGAAUGUCUUCAAAGCACCA